AUGACGAGCCAUCUCGACGGCAAAGGCAUCGAUGCGCCCGUAUCGAAGUCCUUCGAGGACCCCGAGCCCAACAAACUGCAGGGCUAUGGAUCUGCCCCCGGCGUCAUUGACGAUGUGACUCGCGUCGUUGACCACAAGGCUGAACGUCGUCUUUGCCGGCGAUUCGACAUUCGCUUGCUUCCAAUCUUGGCAAUAAUGUAUCUGUUCAACGCCCUCGACAAGGGAAACCUGGGAAAUGCACAAACCGAUGGGAUGUCAAAAGAUCUUCACUUCAAGCCUAAUCAGUACAACCUCUUGCUCUCGAUCUUCUUCGUGCCCUUUGUGGUGUUUGCGCCCCCUUUGUCCAUGCUCGGGAAGAAGUUCAGCCCAGCGCGCGUCUUGCCCAUCUUGAUGUUCACGUUUGGCGCGUUCACCAUGCUGUCCUCAGCUGCGUAUAACUUUGGCGGACUGUUUGCCCUGCGCUGGUUUCUGGGCAUGGCUGAAGCGGCUUUUUUCCCGCUGGUCAUUUACUAUCUGACGACCUUUUAUCGGCGUGGAGAGCUGGCCCGACGAUUGGCCGUUUUUUAUGCCGCCUCCAAUAUCGCCAAUGCCUUCUCGGGACUCAUUGCCUUUGGAGUGUUCCAGAUUAAGGGGUCAAGUAUUCCCAACUGGCGAUACCUCUUCAUCAUUGAAGGCGGAGUGACGGUGACCUUCUCCGUCUUCGCGUUCUUCUAUCUGCCAAGAAGUGCGGCCGAGGCGAGGUUCCUCUCUGAUGAUGAGAAGGCGCUCGCCUUCCACCGGAUCCAAGUGGAUUCCAGUGCAGUCGUGAAUGAGAAAUUCCGUCUUCGGGAAGCCCUGGGCAUCUUCAAACACCCCACCACCUACGCCUUCCUCGCCAUCGAAAUCUGCCUAGGGGUGCCCUUGCAGGGCGUCGCACUGUUUAUGCCCCAGAUUGUGGCUCGUCUCAACUUGGGAACUGUCAAAACGAACCUGUAUACUGUGGCACCUAACGUGACGGGGGCGGCGAUGCUGCUGGUCUUAGCAUUCUGCUCGGAUUUCACGCGAUUGCGUUCCCCAUAUAUUGUGCUGGGUUUCCUUCUGACUUUCUCGGGGUUCAUGAUCUACGCCUCUAUUAACGAUGUCCAGGCAGAGCUGCAUCUGGCAUACUUUGCCACUUUUAUGAUGACCUGGGGCACAUCGGCACCCUCGGUGCUGCUCAGUACGUGGUAUAACAACAACAUUGCCCACGAGGGUCGUCGAGUCUUGUUGACCAGUAUCGGCGUCCCCCUGGCCAACUUGAUGGGCCUUGUCGGGAGUAACGUAUUCCGAGAGCAGGACGCGCCUAAGUACAUGCCUGCUUUGAUCACGGUCGCCGCGUUUGGUGCCACGGGCGCCUGUUUGGCGGGUUUGCUAGGACUAUACAUGUGGCUGGAUAACAAGCGUCGAGAUCGACGAGAUGGAGUCACUGUUCGGGCACGGGAUAUCCCCACAGACCGCAUGAGAGACGGCCCCUCUUCCCCAGAGUUCCGGUGGUUCCUAUGA
Molecule: messenger RNA, 1521 nt
Organism: Penicillium chermesinum
Lineage: Eukaryota; Fungi; Ascomycota; Eurotiomycetes; Eurotiales; Aspergillaceae
Product: putative MFS transporter
Exons: 3
Coding region: 1-1521 (506 amino acids)
Biological process (GO): transmembrane transport
Cellular component (GO): membrane
Molecular function (GO): transmembrane transporter activity
Source: RefSeq, a predicted model, not a curated record